Messenger RNA from Dioscorea cayenensis subsp. rotundata (Guinea yam), 2310 nucleotides. Its product is annotated as transcription factor 25. Lineage: Eukaryota; Viridiplantae; Streptophyta; Magnoliopsida; Dioscoreales; Dioscoreaceae. Gene Ontology annotation, cellular component: RQC complex. Bases 53 to 1963 code for a protein of 636 amino acids. The transcript is spliced from 4 exons. The record is from RefSeq and is a predicted model, not a curated record.
UCGAGGUUCGAGUUUCGAGUUUCGAGUUUUCGGAGCACCAGAGACGAAGUAGAUGUCCGGAAGGUUGCUGAGAAGGGUUCUCAAGGAGCAAGAGGAGCAGCAGCUCCAUGACCAGGAGCUCGAUGAGGAAUUCGAUGAUUCCCCUAAGCGUGGAGCUCCCUCAAGGAACCUCUUCGAUCUCCUCGGUGACCAGGAGGAUGUGGAGGAAGCUGAUGAUUUAGACAACCAAGGAGAUGCUGCUGAACAAGCAGAACAUGUGACUAGGAACUCUUCCAAUGUAGUUGCAGCUAAUAUUCGAAAAACCAAGAAAAAAAAGAACAAAGGUAAAGAUGAUAAGCCAAGGCCAAAAUCUGAUGUCGAAAAGAUUGAACAAAUUUUAGAAGACCUAUCCAUCAUCAAUAAAGCUCCUAUUCAACAAACAGAACAAAAUACCACAGCCAUACAGAAAGAACUUGAUGAGGCAAAUCCUAAGAAGCAUAGUGUUUCAUCCAUUCUUGCUGUAGAUCCCAAACGUUUAAAAGCUGAAAAUGAAUUAAGAAAAAUAUUUGGUGCCAAAGUUGUCAGUUCUUUUGAGAAUAGUCAUAGUGGCAGUAGUUCAAGGCAGGUACAUGGUGGGAGGCGUGUAGCGCACAAUCCAAGGAAGACAAUUCUUGUAACUCCAUCAAGCUAUUGGCCCUGGUGGGAUAGAUCCAUGUCUAUGGAACUUCUGGAAACAAAGGAAGGGUUUCAUUAUUUCAGGUAUGUGCAUUCCCCUUCUUACAGACAUGCACAAGAAGCAUUUGAAGCUGCCAAGGAGAUAAAUGAUCUCAAUGCCAUUGCUGCUGUCUUAGCACAUUAUCCUUAUCAUGUUGAGUCACUAUUGACUUUUGCUGAACUUUUCAAGUAUUCAGGAGAGCAUCAAUCAUCUGCUGAUGCCAUUGCAAAGUGCCUAUUUGCAUUGGAGUGUGCAUGGCAUCCACUAUUCAGCCCAUUGCAGGGUAAUUGCCAGCUGAAAUAUACCUACGAUACAAAUAAGCCAAUUUUCUCAGCCCUUUUCAGUCACAUGAAAAACAUGGAUAGACGUGGCUGUCAUCGUUCAGCUCUUGAGGUCUGUAAGCUUCUGUUAGCCCUAGAUCAUGAUGAUCCAAAGGGAGCUCUGUUUUGUAUUGAUUACUUUUCUUUGCGGGCACAAGAGUAUAGAUGGUUAGAACAGUUUGCAGAGGAGUAUCAAAGUGAUAACUCAAUAUGGCUGUUUCCAAACUUCUCUUAUUCCCUUGCUAUAUGUCGGUACUAUAUCGAACAAGAUGCGGCACCUGGAAAUGAAACUUCAUCAACUGGGAAAGCCACCUCUGGUGAUCUUAUGAAGCAGGCCUUAAUGCUUCACCCAUUGGUUCUUCAGAAAUUAGUGGCCAAGGCACCUCUGAAGGACUCUGCUUGGACCCAAAUACUCAAGCAUUCAUUCUUCGGAUCAGCUAAGGCGGGCAGCCCUACUCUAGAUCACCUUAUUAACAUUUACGUGGAGCGGAAUUAUAUUAUGUGGAGGUUCCCAGAACUGCAGAAUCUGUUAAAGGAGGCUGCCCUGCUGGUGAUUGAAAUGCUGAAACAAAACAACAGUGAAGCCUGGGACUGGCAAUGCGUCAGACAAGAAGCUUUUUCAUCAGACAAAAAUGAAUAUUCACAUUUGCUCGUCUCUGAUUUUUCCGAUGUGGUACCAACGCUUCCUCCUGAAGAAUUGCGCCCCCUCAUGGUUGCUCCACACAUGAUGCAUCAUCAUCAUCAUCAUCAUCAUCAUCAGAUUCCCGAUGGUAAUGGUGAAGCAGUUGCUCCUGAAAGAGCUCCUGCCCCAAGAGAUGUAGCUGGCCGCAAUGCGGUAGCUGUGUUCCUGGAAUCAUUGCUUCCAUGGGUUGAUUUCGGUCAUGAAAACCAUGAAGACCAUGAAUAUCCAGAUGAUGGUGACCAGAAUUUCAAUGAUGAUCUUCAUUAGAAACAUUCUUCACUAAUCAGUUUUCCUCUAUUUUUUCUUUCUUCCUUUUGACAUUAAAAUGCCUACCCAUGGACAAACUUGUGGAGCUCUUCUUUUUUUCUUUUUCCUUUUUUUUUUUCCUCUUUUAAUCUUUGUUCCUAAGUUAUGUCAAGCGAUUUAUAUAUAUAUAUAUAUAUAUAACAAUUCUGCCUCAGGGUUCAGGCAAUACUGUAGUUUUAUAUGUAAGGUUAUUAUUAAGGCAUCAGCUAUGGUUAUAUUAACUAGCAAUGCUAUUUCAUCACGAAUAGUUUGUAUGAAAAAUCAUACAAAUACUAAUUUUAAAACUGGGAUUGUUACUCUGGAGUUGG